UGGCGCCGGUGAGCCUCAAAACUCAGUUACGUUCAGAAUAGUUUUUCACGGAAAACAGUAUGGGACUGUUGACUAUUUUAAAGAAGAUGAAGCAAAAGGAGAAAGAGAUGAGAAUUCUGAUGCUAGGACUUGAUAAUGCUGGAAAAACAACUAUUUUAAAGAAGUUCAAUGGAGAAGAUAUCAACACAAUAGAACCUACUUUAGGAUUUAAUAUCAAAACCCUAGAGCAUAAAGAAUUCAAGUUAAAUAUUUGGGAUGUUGGAGGACAGAAGUCUCUUCGAUCAUAUUGGAGAAAUUAUUUUGAAAGCACAGAUGGUUUGAUAUGGGUGGUGGAUAGUGCUGACAGAAGAAGGCUGGUGGACUGCAAGGAGGAAUUGAAAGGUCUCCUUCUAGAAGAGAGGCUUGCAGGUGCUACUCUAUUAGUGUUUGCCAAUAAGCAGGACCUGCCUGGUGCCUUGUCUGCUGAAGACAUCAGAGAUGCUCUUGAUUUGGAAUCCAUCAAGACACAUCAUUGGAACAUUCAGUGGUGCAGUGCAGUUACAGGAGAGAAGCUUUUGGAUGGCAUUGACUGGAUUAUCUCAGACAUUGCAUCAAGAAUAUUUACAAUGGACUGACACAAUGUCUGUGGACUUGUUUUGGAGAAUAUAUCUUAAAAUUGCCGUGGAAAAGCGGUCAUAUUUAAGACGCAAGGCAAGGAUGAGUAAACUUCAAGAUUAUGAAACCAAACCAAUUGUCUCAGCCUUGAAACAAAAAUGUAAGGACUGCAAGAUAAACUCCUUCAUUUAUUGUGAAUUUGGACUUUAUACUGAAGAACCAUACUUCAAGACGAUUAAUUUUAUGGUUGUUAAUAUUUAUGAACAUGCAAGAUAAAUGAAAGAUUACCUGAUAAUAAAAAUAUGAGGUAUUCAACUUUUUUCCCCAUACAUUGCUUCUUACAUUUUAUUUUCUCAAUCAAAUUGAGCACAAAGCUGCUAAUUUUUGGGAUGAAUGCCAUGGUGAGAAAUACUGAUGCCUCACCCCCCCCCCCCAGAGAUCCAGCUCUCAACCUUUAAUUUCUGUUUGAGUGGAGGAAUUACAACAGCACUGCAGUGGCAUAUUCCUACCAUAGUUGGUUAACAUUAGGCAUGAUAGUGUUCCAACAAAGUUGUUGUGAGACUCAGCAGGCUUAAGUAUAGCAUUGACACACUCAAACUUUAACUGAAUGUAUAAACCUAAGUGAAGACAAAUAAAUCUGCAUUUGAGCACAAAAUAACUUCACUAACUACCAUGGGGUUGCUAUACAUUUCAAUGUCCAAGAACACUCAUCCUUGAUGUUGAUUUGUUAGUCAGUCGGCUAGUUAAAUCUCCUUGGUUUGUAACAUUUGUUAAAUUAUCGAUUGCACAGUAAUUUGUAAAAUAGGUUAAGGCUGGACAGGAUUCACUGAGUAAUUCUCAUGUUGCAUCAGCUAAGUUGAGCAAAAAGUAAGGGCUAUUUGCAGUCGCAGAUCCAGACGUUGUGUUAAGGGAGGGGGUAGGCAUUUUUUUGUGUGUAUUCACCUACCAGCUUUUCUUCUCUGCAUUUUUUUUUUCACCCA
Molecule: messenger RNA, 1574 nt
Organism: Stylophora pistillata
Lineage: Eukaryota; Metazoa; Cnidaria; Anthozoa; Scleractinia; Pocilloporidae
Product: ADP-ribosylation factor-like protein 2
Molecular function (GO): GTPase activity; GTP binding
Source: RefSeq, a predicted model, not a curated record